GCUUUGACACUUUCAUAACCUCGCGUAUUCGACCACGACGAGCACGCUGCGCGAGUCAUAUGGCAAGAUGAGUGUGUGCGAAAUGCAUCAUUCAACUGUGGAGUGACGCAUUGCUGCUCCACAGGAAUGCGGUCUUACUGCUGAACGAGAUGAAGUUAUGGAGCUUAUAACGUUAGAGCUACGGCCACGCUUACAGUCCUGCAACGUGUUUAUCUCCAUACGGAAGGACCUCUGCCUGAAAGAUGUGCGAGUCAAGCUCCUGGAGAGCGACGUGGUGUUAAUAGUGGAUGAUUGUAGCAUAAAUUUCUCCCUGCCAUCUGUAAAGGUCAUACCCACCUCCCUGUCUAUGUUAAGCAUAAUAAACAGCUGGAUCUGCUUCCGUCUGCAAACCGCGCCGCUGGAAUCCGCAUUCGGGUCCUUCGGCACGGAAGUGCUGGCGAAUUCGGACAAAUCGGCCCGCCCGAGCGCCGAUCACUUGCAGCCCUUUUUAAACGACAUCAAGUCGCUGUUCGAAACGUCGGAAUGCACGAUACUGUGCGCCUGCUGCAAAAACGUUAUCUCGAGGUCGAUCGGCUUCAAGAGGUUUCUACCGCUGCCCGACGCGGAUUACGACCCCGGCGAGUGGUUCUGCUGCAAGCACAACGCCGGCUGCAACGUCGUCCCCAGCGGCGUGCGGCCGCAGCGGGAGUCCGAUUACCUGUACGGCUCCUGCUUCUCCGUGCUGCACAGGAGCAUCUUCGCGAAGGGUGGCAUAUGUGCCGACAGCAAAACGCUGACGUGUAACAAGUGCCUGUUGCACAUAGGCACGAUUCACGCGUACAGCCUGUUCAAGGUAUGGAACUGUUGCGUAGAUUACAAGCCGCGGAACGACGGCCUGCCCAUCGUGAACGCCACCGAUCCGCUCGAUGAUUUUCUGACGCUCGUGAAGGACUCGCUGGGCGAGAUCUUGGGCGAGGAGAUCGCUCUGGAGACGUCCGUCGGCAAGCAGACUCAUCGCCUUCUGAUAAAGCCGAUGGAUUGCAAGUUAAAUCUAAUUACGGAGCCCGAUCGCGUUACGGUCUGUGAUACUGACGUCCCUACCACAACUACUGUAGCCUUACAACGGAAAUGCGCUGCCAAAGUUUUAUACAAGUACGAGACGAAUGAAGUCACUAUAAUCGCUAAUUAUUUUAAUGUCAAGUGCCAUGAGGUGGGUCUGCCGAUAAUGGAAGCUGGAUUAAAUUAUUUGUUAUCGUCGACGAAACGAUUGCCUCCUAUUUACAGAACUGCCGCCACAGGCUACUUUCUCGGUUACAUUGUCCUACAAGAGAAAACGAACUAAAUAUCGUAACUUAUUGUCCAAAUGGUUAGUUAAUUUUUAUAUACAUUUAUAUACAUUUUGUACAUCUAUUUUUAUACGCAAUAAAAAGAAAAGAGUUGUUUAAUAACCACAUAUACAUUCCUCAUAAAUAAGCAUAACAGAACAACCCAUUAGACAUAAUAUUUAAACAGCUCAUAAAUUUUUUUUAAAUGAAAAGAUCUAAGAAAUAUAUUCAAUUUCUCUGUGUACCAUGGUAUAUUUUAAUUCUU
Molecule: messenger RNA, 1569 nt
Organism: Wasmannia auropunctata (little fire ant)
Lineage: Eukaryota; Metazoa; Arthropoda; Insecta; Hymenoptera; Formicidae
Exons: 2
Coding region: 158-1321 (387 amino acids)
Source: RefSeq, a predicted model, not a curated record